UUCCCUUCCUUUUCCUCCUCCAACUUCUAUGUUAUAAAUAGAACAUCCCAGCACUACCCGUACCUUCUCAACACUUUCUUACAUUCCUUCCCUUGCAAUUAAUCAGUGCCCAAAAUUCUACGACAUCUCAUUUCAUCAAAACAUUCUCGGAAUCUUAUCAUCUCAGUCAGCCAUAAACAUACAAUCAAAAAUGUGUAAUUCUAAGGCCAAGAACAAUUGGAAAGCUACUACGACCAGUACAAUUGUUGACACUCCGGUAACACCACCUCCUGUUUCUCAAAUGGAUGGUCGUCCGGUACUUCAACCAGCGGGUAAUCGUGUCGCCUGCCUAGACCGACGUAAUUCAUUGAAAAAAGUCUCUUUGAAAACUCCACCACCACCAACAUCUACUACUAAAACCAAACCUUCAUCAUCUACUACCAGUAGUCCACCAAUUUCUCCAAAAUCAAAAUCUCCUCGGCCGCCGGCGCUUAAGAGAGGAAACGAUCCAAAUGGUUUAAAUUCGAGCAUUGAUAAAUCGUUAACACCCCGAUUAACAACGCCGAAACUAACACCAACUUUAGUGAGAAAGAAAUCCAAGAAAUCUCUUACUAUAAAUGUUAAUAAUAGUAUAUCUCCUAUGACUAGCAGUAGUACUACUAAAACCAUUGAACGUUCAUCUUCUUUCAACUAUCCUUCUUCGUUGAUCGUCGAGUCUCCUGGAAGUAUAGCCGCUGCAAGAAGAGAACAAGUUACACUUAUUCAAGCUCAAAGGAAAAUGAAAAUUGCUCAUUAUGGUAGAUCUAAAUCUGCGAAAUUCGAAGGAAACAUCAUUCCUGUAAUCGACACGUCUUCUAAUACUCUUGUAACAAGUCCUAGAGAAAAAAGAUGUAGUUUUAUCACAGGAAAUUCAGAUCCUCUCUAUAUUACUUACCAUGAUGAAGAAUGGGGAGUUCCUCUACGUGAUGACAAGUUGUUGUUUGAAAUGCUAGUGUUGAGUGGUGCACAGGUUGGUUCAGAUUGGACUUCAAUCUUAAAGAAACGUCAAGAUUUUAGGGAUGCAUUUUCAGGAUUUGAUCCAGAAAUUGUUGCCAAUCUUAAUGAGAGACGAAUCACAUCAAUCAGUACUGAAUAUGGCAUCGAAUUGAGCAGGGUUAGAGGAGCUGUCGAUAACUCUAAACGAAUUCUUGAGAUUCAAAGGGAAUUUGGUUCAUUCGGCAACUACUUGUGGGGAUUUGUAAAUAACAAACCCAUUUCAACUCAAUACAAAUCAUCACACAAAAUCCCAGUGAAGACAUCAAAAUCGGAGACAAUAAGCAAAGACAUGGUUAGGAGAGGGUUUAGGGGUGUAGGGCCAACAGUCAUGCAUUCAUUCAUGCAAGCUGCUGGUCUCAGGAAUGACCAUUUGAUCAAUUGUCCACGGCAUCUGCAAUGUGUCGCGGCCGAGGCAUCUCACCGUUCUAUGGUUUCCCCGGCUGUAUAACAGCAACACUUGGCAGUAACUAUAAAAAGGAUGAUGGAUCACAGAUAUAAGAAAGAGAGGAGAAGUACUACUCCAAGAAAUCGUUAAUACAUGCUAAUGAACACUAGUUGUUUUCUAACUACUUUUUUUUUUUAUUAAAUUUGUGAAUAUUUUGAUGAACUAAAGAAAAAGAGGAACAAAAAAUAGAUUUGCUGUGAAAUUUUUUGAAAGACAGUGAUGAAAGGGUUUGAGAUGGAUAGCUAGAUAAGAAUGGAAAAAGGGGAUUCCAAAAGAUAACAGCGGAUACUGAUGCAUGUGUUUUGGUGGAGACAUGGAGGAAUACAAAGCAUGUGCAAAGAGACAAGGCAGGUCAUGUGUUGAAUGUCAGACAGAAAGAUGUGUUAGAGCUUUCAAUAUUCCAUGUGAUGACCACCACCACUACUCAAGCGCAAAGUCCUAAUUUUCUUAACAGGCUGUGUCAAUGAAAGAGAGAUUAUAUAUAGGGUGACCACUGCUGGACCCUGUUUGUCUCUUUAAUCUCUACCCUUCUACAUCUCUCUAUACAUAUCUGUCAUUUGGGUUCUCCUUGAUCUCUUACUUUUGUUGAGAUAAGGAGCUGUAAUUUCAAAUUCUUUUUUUCCUUUUUUUGGGCUAACUUAACAGUAUGGCAGUGACUGUAACACAGAUGAGAGUGUUUAAUAGGUACGUGUGAGUUUUGAGUGUCUUGUAAAAAUUUCUGUAAUGCAUGUGAUGAGGUUAUUAUCAUGUACUACUAGUUUUAGUUCUAUUUACCUAAAUAUAUACAUAAGCUUUGUGUUUGUUUA
Molecule: messenger RNA, 2265 nt
Organism: Papaver somniferum (opium poppy)
Lineage: Eukaryota; Viridiplantae; Streptophyta; Magnoliopsida; Ranunculales; Papaveraceae
Exons: 5
Coding region: 191-1462 (423 amino acids)
Biological process (GO): base-excision repair
Molecular function (GO): DNA-3-methyladenine glycosylase activity
Source: RefSeq, a predicted model, not a curated record